ACCUAUAUGUAGAUCCUUUCACUGUUACACUUAUUUAGUUAAACAAGUCCACAAAUUUUGAAUUCAAUAAUGGGGGUUGUCUUCUCGGCUCUCGUUCUGUUCUUCACCAUCAUCACAAGUUUUUCCUCCACUCUAACAACAUCCGCUUCACCAGCUCUCCAUCCAGAUGAAUUGAAAGCGCUUGGGGAGAUAGCUACUACACUUGGAAUCAAGAGACUCAACCUAAGUGAUGGAGAUCCUUGCCUUUUAAAAACUCUUAAACUCGGUGUUGUUUCGAAUCCGGAUUCGGAUGUGGAAAACAUUAUUCUUUGUGAUUGUAGUUUCAACAACAACAUGACAUGUCAUAUUAUAGAACUAAUACUCAAGUCCGUAAGUCUUUCAGGGAAACUCCCGCCUGAGUUGGCCAAACUUCAGCAUCUCCAGAAGAUAAACCUGUGCCGAAACUACCUUUCUGGCUCAAUCCCAAUGGAGUGGGCUUCAAUGCCAAACCUCACUUCCAUCUCGUUCUGCGCAAAUCGUUUGUCUGGGCCAUUACCUCCUGGUUUACAAAACUUUAAGAGUCUAAAAUUCCUAGGGGUUGAAGCCAACCAGUUCUCUGGUCCUAUUCCUGAUGAGCUUGGUAACAUGAUCAACCUAACAGGAUUGGAACUUGCAUCCAAUCAAUUUACAGGAAGCCUUCCUAGCUCUCUUGCUAGACUCGUAAAUCUUGAGAAAUUUAGGAUAAGUGAAAAUAACUUCAGUGGCACCAUCCCAGAAUAUAUUGGCAACUGGUCUCGGCUUACAAGGCUAGAUCUACAAGCAAGUGGACUGAAAGGACCUUUUCCUGACGCAGUGGCCCGCCUAGAAAAUCUUACCAAUCUGUUUAUUAGUGAUAUGACCGGGAUAAACUCUUUUCCUAAUAUAUCUAGCCAAGCCAUCAAAGACCUGGUUUUGAGGAAUGUGAGUAUGUCUGGUAAAAUUCCUUCUUACAUUUGGAGUAAACCAAACUUGAGAUCUCUUGAUUUAUCGUUUAACAAGUUGACCGGUGAAGUUCUUGGAAUAAACCCAGUACCAAAAUUUACUUACUUGACUGGCAAUAUGCUUUCCGGGGAAAUUAAAUCUGGUGUUUACCUCAACAGCAGAUCAAAUAUUGACCUCUCUUAUAACAAUUUCUCAUUGCCGUUUAGCUGCCAAGAAAGGAGUAACAUUAAUACAUACCGGAGCUCAUCCUUAAAGAACACUUUAACUGGUCUUCUUCCAUGCGCUGGUCCAAUCACUUGCAAGCACUAUAAGCGAUCGCUACAUAUAAACUGUGGUGGGGAAACUGUGACUGUUACAAACUCUAUUGGUAAAAUCACUUAUCAAGCUGAUAACAGUGAUCAGGUCAAAGCCGCUACAAAUCAGCACUUCAAGAACUGGGGAAUUAGCAACACUGGUGACUUUAUGGAUGAUAAUAGAGAUGAAGAUACGUACAUCAUUUCUACUAGUUUGACACUACCUGGAGAUUCUCCUGAUCUUUAUAAGACUGCGCGUCGAUCUGCUCUCUCUCUUGUUUAUUAUGCGUUUUGCUUGGAAAAUGGAGAAUAUAAUUUGAAACUUCAUUUUAUGGAGAUUCAGUUUUCAGAUCAAGAACUAUAUAGUCGUCUAGGUAGACGCAUAUUUGAUGUCUAUGUUCAGGGGAAAUUGUUCUUGAGGGAUUUUAACAUCAGACAGGAGGCUAAUGGCACUCUGAAGUCUAUUGUGAAAGAACUGAAAGCUGUUAAUGUGACGGAUCAUAAGUUAGAGAUAUGGUUGUAUUGGGCGGGUAAAGGGACAACACUCAUACCCAAAAGAGGAAACUAUGGUCCUCUUAUCUCUGCAAUCUCCUUGUGCCACAGCCUGGAGCAACAUUGUGGAGUGGAGAAAACCAAACAUCACAUCAAUUAUCCACUAAUUUUUGGGGUAACGGGUCCCUUGGUAGCAAUUAUUUUCUUGGGUUUGGGAAUAUUCUAUGCUCACAGAAAAUUCAGACAGGGCAAGAAAAAGAGAGAAAGAGACUUGAGAGCACGGGGUCUGCAAACUGUUUGCUUUACAUGGAGGCAACUGCAAGCUGCAACUAAUGAUUUUGAUGAAGCCAACAAACUUGGAGAAGGAGGUUUCGGUUCUGUAUUCAAAGGAGAGCUGCCAGAUGGAACUAUCAUAGCAGUGAAGCAGCUUUCUUCCAAGUCAUGCCAAGGAAACCGUGAGUUUGUGAAUGAGAUAGGCAUGAUCUCUGGUCUGAAUCAUCCAAACCUUGUCAAGCUUUAUGGAUGCUGUGUCGAAAAGGAUCAAUUGCUACUUGUGUAUGAGUACAUGGAAAACAACUCCCUUGCUCUUGCUUUGUCUGGAAAGAGCUCCUUGAAACUGGACUGGGCAGCAAGAAAGAAAAUCUGUGUGGGAAUCGCAAAAGGGCUUGAAUUUCUCCAUGAAGGAGCUGCGAUGAGAAUGAUUCACCGUGACAUAAAAACUCCCAAUGUGCUUUUAGAUGCCGACCUUAGUGCAAAGAUAUCUGACUUUGGAUUGGCUAGGCUCCACGAAGAAGAACACACUCACAUUAGCACCAAGAUUGCAGGAACCAUCGGAUAUAUGGCUCCAGAAUAUGCUUUAAUGGGUCAUUUGACCGAGAAAGCAGAUGUGUACAGCUUUGGGGUUGUGGCAAUGGAGAUUGUUAGUGGGAAGAGUAAUACAACACAAAAGGGAAGCGAUGACAAUGCCCUACUUAUUAAAUGGGCCAUGACACUGCAACAGAAAGGGGACAUAAUGGAGAUUGUAGAUCCGAAGCUCGAAGGUGAGUUCAACAGCCUAGAAGCAGAGAGGAUGAUCAAAGUUGCUCUUGUUUGCACAAAUGCAACUCCUUCUUUACGUCCACUCAUGUCAGAGGCUGUGAAAAUGCUGGAGGGGGAGAUGGAAAUUCCACAGAUUAUGUCAGGUCCUGCCGUGUAUGGACAUGAUUUGAACUUUUCAAAGCUGAUGGAGAUGCAAGAGUCAACAUCCAUGUCUUGCUAUGGUCUGUCCCCAUUUAAUCAAGAAUCAGCCACCUCAAACUCCACAGCAGAGUUUUCUUCUUAGUCAUUAGAGUAUCAAAGGCUGUGAACAUUGCCUUUUCUCUUGAAUUAACUUCAAACUCCAUAUCUUUUUUUUUUUUGAAAGAAUUUUACAUUUAUUCACUUAAAAAAACCUUUGUACUGUUACGAAAGUCAAAAA
Molecule: messenger RNA, 3201 nt
Organism: Brassica oleracea var. oleracea
Lineage: Eukaryota; Viridiplantae; Streptophyta; Magnoliopsida; Brassicales; Brassicaceae
Product: probable LRR receptor-like serine/threonine-protein kinase At1g29720
Exons: 25
Coding region: 70-3066 (998 amino acids)
Biological process (GO): protein phosphorylation
Molecular function (GO): protein binding; ATP binding; protein kinase activity
Source: RefSeq, a predicted model, not a curated record